Micropterus dolomieu (smallmouth bass) is the source of this 1008-nucleotide messenger RNA. Its product is annotated as cyclin-dependent kinase 5 activator 1-like. Bases 1 to 1008 code for a protein of 335 amino acids. The transcript is spliced from 2 exons. Gene Ontology annotation, biological process: activation of protein kinase activity; brain development; positive regulation of cyclin-dependent protein serine/threonine kinase activity. Gene Ontology annotation, molecular function: cyclin-dependent protein serine/threonine kinase activator activity; protein kinase binding. Lineage: Eukaryota; Metazoa; Chordata; Actinopteri; Centrarchiformes; Centrarchidae. The record is from RefSeq and is a predicted model, not a curated record. Gene Ontology annotation, cellular component: cytoplasm; protein kinase 5 complex.
AUGGGUACAGUGCUCUCUCUGUCUCCCAGCUACCGCAAAGCAGUGCUGUUUGAGGAUGGCCCAGCCACGGUAGGCCACUACACAGCGGUACAGAAUAGCAAGAACGCCAAGGAUGCUGCUGCAGCAGCCUCCAAGUCCCUCAAACGCCCCUCUAUCAUCAAUGUGUUGCCAUGGAAACGCAUUGUGGCUGUAUCGGCGAAGAGGAAGGGCUCCAAGAAGCUGCAGUCAGACGGCGGGGACGGUGGGAAAGGGAGCUCCCCGGAAGGCCACACCACUGCCACAGCCAACUCCGCCUCCAAUAGCCUGAAGCUGAAAAAGUCUCAGUCCUGCGCUAACCUUUCAUCUUACUCCUCAAACCAGGACCCCUCGGCCGCUACCACCACUACCUCCUCCCACCUGCCCAUCUCCAAGACCCUGGCAAACGUAGCUACUGUCGCUGCCAAAAAGAAUUCCCUCACAGGCUCCGGGAUCCAGCCGUCUACUGCAACUGGCACGCCAAAACGUGUCAUCGUCCAGGCCUCCACCAGCGAACUAAUGCGCAGCCUGGGUGAGUUCCUGUGCCGUCGGUGUUACAGACUGAAGCGUCUAUCCCCAACAGAUCCGGUGCUGUGGCUGCGCAGUGUGGAUCGUUCCCUCCUCCUACAGGGCUGGCAGGAUCAGGGCUUCAUCACUCCGGCCAAUGUGGUCUUCCUCUACAUGCUGUGCCGCGAUGUGGUCUCGUCCGAGGUGGCCUCAGAGCGCGAGCUGCAGGCCUCACUGCUCACCUGCCUUUACCUGUCCUACUCUUACAUGGGCAAUGAGAUCUCCUACCCGCUGAAGCCCUUCCUUGUCGAGGCAGAGAAGGAAGCCUUCUGGGACCGCUGCCUGGAGAUCAUCAACCGCAUGAGCGGCAAGAUGCUCCAGAUCAACACCGAUCCACACUUCUUCACCCAGGUGUUUGCUGACCUGAAGAACGAGAGCAAGAAAGAGGAGGAGAAGACCAAACUCCUCAUAGGCCUUGACCGAUAA